Messenger RNA from Colletotrichum truncatum, 246 nucleotides. The record is from RefSeq and is a predicted model, not a curated record. Lineage: Eukaryota; Fungi; Ascomycota; Sordariomycetes; Glomerellales; Glomerellaceae.
AUGCAUAUUCCAAGCCUACUAGCUAUUAUUGCUACCCUCAGCAUUGGCGCCGAUGCUGCCUAUCAUUGCAGAUGUCACAAUGAGGCUACAACAAAAAGCUGCUGUUCAAAACUAGGCUACACCGCUAUGAGACUCAAUGAUAGACUGAUUUACUGCUAUGCCAACAAUCUGGCUGGAGUGCUUCCUCAAUCUUACCCUAUGAAAACGUGUUGUGGAGGUGACCAAGGUCUCGCCGGCUGUAUCUAG